Messenger RNA from Ostreococcus lucimarinus CCE9901, 2206 nucleotides. RefSeq lists its product with no specific name. The record is from RefSeq and is a predicted model, not a curated record. Bases 95 to 2206 code for a protein of 703 amino acids. Gene Ontology annotation, molecular function: GTPase activity; microtubule binding; GTP binding. NCBI's taxonomy places the organism in Eukaryota, Viridiplantae, Chlorophyta, Mamiellophyceae, Mamiellales, Bathycoccaceae. The transcript has 2 exons. Gene Ontology annotation, cellular component: membrane; cytoplasm; microtubule.
AUCGCGACGCUCGUCGACCGCGAUCGACCCCAGUCGUCGCGAACGCGAGUCACGCACGAACGAACGCAUUAUGUCGCUCAACGCGCGCGCGUCGAUGCGCUCGAGCGGCGCGCGCGAGCACACGCUCGGCGCCGGUCUCGUCCCGCUCGUCAACCGUUUACAAGACAUCUUCGCGAGCGCGGGCGUUCGCGGCUCGAAACUGGUCGAUUUGCCCUGCAUCGCCGUCGUCGGCUCGCAGUCGAGUGGGAAAUCGAGCGUGUUGGAGGCGCUGGUUGGACGAGAUUUCUUGCCGCGUGGACCGGAUAUUUGCACGCGACGACCGCUUUUGCUGCAGCUCGUGCACACGCCGGCGGUUCGCGGCGAACCAGAGGAAUGGGGCGAGUUUUUGCACCAGCCCGGGCGAACGUACACGGAUUUUGAGGAAAUUCGAGAGGAGAUUCAGGCUGAGACUGACAGAACGACGGGAAACAACAAAGGCGUGAGUAACAAGCAAAUCCGGCUGAAGAUUUGCUCGCCGAACGUGCUGACGAUGACGUUGGUCGAUCUUCCUGGAAUUACGCGCGUCGCCGUGGGCGACCAGCCGGAGGACAUUGAGACGCAGAUUCGCAACAUGAUUUUGAGCUACAUCAAGAAGGAAACGUGCUUGAUUUUGGCGGUGACGCCCGCGAACUCGGAUCUCGCGAACAGUGAUGCGUUGACGCUGUCGAAGCAAGUGGAUCCGGAGGGUAAGCGAACGCUCGGCGUCAUCACCAAGCUCGACAUCAUGGACCGAGGCACGAACGCCGUCAAGUAUUUGAAAGGCGAAGUCGUACCUUUGCGUUUGGGAUACGUCGGUGUCGUGAACCGAUGUCAGGCAGACAUCGCGGAGCGUCGCACGAUUCACCACGCUCGAAAGCUGGAGGCCGAGUUCUUCGCGUCAAAGCCCGAAUACAAGGAGGUCAUCAAAAACUGUGGCGUUCAUUCGUUGAGUAAAAACGUAAGCAGCUUGCUGGCCGACCACAUCGCCGCUUUGUUGCCGGAUUUACAAGUUCGCAUCAUGCGCGAAAGAUCGGAGGCUGAAAAGGAGUUAGAACUGCUUGGACCAGACGCGCCCGAAAGUGAAUCGGAACGCGCAGCUCUCGUGCUUGCGAAACUCGAAAAGUACGCCGCCGGCUUACAAGCCGCCGUCGAGGGGCGUAGCGCAAAGCUGAGCAUCGACGUGUUAGAGGGUGGUGCGCGCAUUCACUACGUUUUGCAAGAGAUUUUCGUAAAGGGUUUACUUGAACUCAACCCUACGGCAUCCAUGACGGAUGAGCACAUUCGUACCAAGAUUCAGAACACUGCCGGCACGAAGGCCGUACUCCUCGUCCCGGAGGAACCGUUUGAACAACUCGCGAGACAGUGCAUCGAGAAGAUGUUGGAACCAUGCAAGCAGUGUGCGUCAUUGGUUCACGACGAACUGUGCAGCAUGGCAUUGGCAAACUUGACGAAGGAUGUGACCAGCGUGUACCCGCGUCUCGGACAAGCGUUGGAGCAAUCGUGCAAGGAGUAUUUGAGACAAGGCUUGCGACCUGCGCUGGACAUGAUCGUAAAUCUCGUGGAGUGCCAGUUGGCGCACAUCAACACAUCUCACCCAGAUUUUAUCGGUGGACCAGAUGCGUUGAUUCUCGCGCAAAAGGCUUUGAAGAGACGCGCCGGCGAAGAAGAGGAAGACGAAGAGGCGCCAGACGUUCCCGGAAAGGACAAGAACAAGAAGAAGGGCGCCGACAAGGAAAACGUCGGCGCGAAACCUACGACGAUGGAAAAGACCGGACAGUGGAUUAGUGGCAUGUUGAGCCCAUCAAAGCGACAUUAUAGCAUCGAAAACGGUACGGUCAAGCUUCAAUCUCCGCCGAAAAAGCUCAACGCGCACCAAUGCGAGACUCCGGAAGAGUUUUUACAAGUUAUGGUGACGCGGACGUUGCUCGAGAGCUACUUUAGCAUCUCUCGUGGCAUCCUCGCGGACAUGGUGCCCAAGGCUGUGAUGCACUUCUUGGUGAACUCUAUCAGUCGAGGAUUGAGACAGCACUUGAUCGGCAAGUUGUAUCAGCCUGGUAUCAUGCGGAACCUACUCGCUGAGGAUCCUGAAAUAGCUGCGAUGCGCCAGCAGACGCGCAAGCGCGUCGAGGCGCUCAACGCGGCCGCGCUCACGAUGUCGGAGUUCAAGUCGCAUCUCACAGUGGCUUAG